AUGGGGCGUAAAGAUUAUCGAAAAGCGGACACAAUCGUCAAAGGCCCCGGAAAAGCCGCGAAAAGACAGCAAGAUCUUGGUAUCUCCAAGAAGGCGACCCCAGUUUCGUCUCGAAGACAGAAGAAGAAGCAAAAAGCUCUUUUAGCGCUGGAAGAAGAAACAAAAAAUGAAGAAAUCGCCCAAAAGAUUGAAGAAACUCCUGAAGACGAAAUCGUAGCCGACGAAAAGAUGCUUUUCGACGAUGAUUCUGGAGAUGAGGAGAUGCCAGACGAUUUCGGAGUUGGAUCGGAUGAUUCCGACGAGGAUCUCGAUGAUGAUCCAAAAGACGAUGAUGAAGAAGAUGACGACGAGAACCUGGAGAAUAAUUUGGAAGAAGUCGAAAAGUUCGUUCUUCCGUCCGGCCAAGAAAUCGAAAAAGAAAAGUCAGCUCCUCUAGACGUCGCCAUCAUCAAGAGCAGAAUCGAAGAAAACAUUGCGGCGCUCAAGAACUUCAAGGAAAAACGUGAAGAUGGAAAAACGCGAGGAGAGUAUUUGGAGCUUCUCAGAAGUGACAUCAAGUACUACUAUGGAUACAACGACUACUUGUGCGAGCGAUUUACGGAGCUGAUUCCGCUCGAUCAGCUGGUGUCGUUCUUCGAAGCGAAUGAGGUUCACAGACCUGUAACUAUCAGAACAAAUACGCUGAAAUGUCGCCGUCGAGAGUUAGCGCAGGCGCUGAUCAACCGAGGCGUCAACCUUGAUCCUGUUGGAAAGUGGUCAAAAGUUGGUCUCGUCAUCUACGACUCCGCCGUUCCUAUCGGUGCGACGCCCGAGUACCUCGCCGGUCAUUACAUGUUACAGUCCGCAUCUUCGUUUCUCCCCGUCAUGGCCCUCGCCCCACAAGAAGGCGAAAAAGUACUGGACAUGUGCGCUGCGCCAGGAGGCAAAACGACUUACAUUUCCCAGCUGAUGAAAAAUACAGGAAUGGUCCUCGCCAACGACAAGAACAAACUCCGAAUGAAAGCCUUGGUCGCGAAUGCUCAUCGUCUUGGUUGUUCGAAUGUAGCCACUUGCAACUAUGAUGGAAGGAGUUUCCCGACGAUUCAAGGCGGUUUUGAUCGGGUUAUUUGCGAUGCUCCUUGUGCUGGUACAGGCGUGAUCGCUAAGGAUCCAAGCGCGAAAUUAUCGAAAGAAGACAAGGAUGUCCGAAGAAUCGUUCAUAUCCAAAAAGAACUCCUCCUGGCGGCGAUAGAUUCAGUCGAUGCAAAGAGCAAGACCGGUGGGUACAUCAUCUACUGUACCUGCUCCCUGUUGGUCGAGGAGAACGAAUGGGUGGUCGACUACGGGCUCAAGAAUCGAAACGUAAAGUUGGUCGACACCGGACUCGAUCUUGGCGAAGAAGGUUUCACGAAAUACAGACAAUGGCGAUUUCAUCCUUCGAUGAAUCUGACAAAGCGUUACUAUCCGCACAUCAACAACAUGGACGGCUUCUUCAUCGCCAAGUUCAAAAAGACGUCGAAUGAUAUUCCAGAAAAGAAGGCCAAGCCCGGCAAGAAUGAUACUGUUCCUGGAGAUGAAAACGAUUACGAAACAAUGUCCGACGACGGGGAAAAGACUUCCGAUCGCGAUUCUGGAGCCGAAGUUGAUGAGGAGGAAGCUGCUCCUGCUCAAUCUUCCCAGCGAAAGAAAAAAGGCCUCAAGACGAAGAAAGGGCAGCUGUUAGUCAGGUCGAGCAAUAAAGCUCCCGUGACGAAGCCAAAAGAGCAAAAGAAAAAGCCGGAGAGAGAAGAAGUCGCGAAAAAGAACGAAUCGAAGCCAAAGAAGGAGAAGGAAACAGAGGUGAAGAAAUCUAAACAGAAAGAAGUGGAAGCGAAGGAAUUGAAGAAGGAGGAGGAAAAGGCGGCUGAAAGUAUGGAAGUUGAUGGAGAAAACAGUGAAAAUAAGACAGAAACUCAAAAGAAAGGCCGCGGCGGAAAGCGCAACAAAAACGGCUGGCAAGACGUUUCCAACAUGACAGAAGCUCAAAAGAAUAAAUACUUCCGUUCGAGAGCUAUCCGAAAGUUCGCCAGACUGAAAGCCGAAAAGAAUAAGCAAAAGAAGAAAUCCAAGUAA
This is a messenger RNA of Oikopleura dioica, 2091 nucleotides long. The record is from the annotation of a GenBank genome assembly. NCBI's taxonomy places the organism in Eukaryota, Metazoa, Chordata, Appendicularia, Copelata, Oikopleuridae.